Capsicum annuum is the source of this 790-nucleotide messenger RNA. RefSeq lists its product as uncharacterized. The record is from RefSeq and is a predicted model, not a curated record. Lineage: Eukaryota; Viridiplantae; Streptophyta; Magnoliopsida; Solanales; Solanaceae.
UUGGUUCUCUUUCUCACUCUAUCACUUAACUUAUGGUUGAGCCUUCUUGUCUCCUUUCAACAAACACUGAUAGAAUCUUGAAAGAAAAGCCAUUAAUACAAAAAUGAUUAACUGUUUACACCCUGUUUGGAAGAACCCCAUCAUUCUUAGUUCCACUAAUUCACCAUUUUUCAACAAUUUGAGAAGUACCAAACAGCUCAACUACGGAAAAAAAUCAAGACUUUACAGUAAAAGAUCAAGAAUUGUGUGUGGGUUUCUUCCUGUUGAUCCAUGGGCACCAAAUGUUGAUUCACAGAGCAUAGCUUCACAGCUUUUUGCUUUUUCUAUUUUCCCUUAGCGAAGGUGCAUUAUGGAACUUCUCUGUCCAACGUGGAUUGGUUGCACGGAGGAGCUGAGUCACUGCUCACUUUAACCAACUUAUUCAUCGUGUUGGGGCUAAGAGAAGCUAUUCGGAAAGCUGAGAAUCCUGAAGCAAGCAAAACCGAUGAUGUCUCCCGAAUCAAAGAAGAGAAGAAAUCAUCAAUCUAGUUGACAUUAUCUAUCAUCCUUUGUUGUUUGUAGACAUUAGUAUUUCAGCGGUUCAAAGAAAAAUGUUGUUUCUCUUUGCCCGUCUGAUUUUGCUAGGUGUGUGCUGUCAGAAACGUGCUGCUCCAGACUCUCUGGUCCAUUGUAUUUUCACUAAGCAUAGCUUCAACGGUCCCAUUUUGAUGUGUCGUUAGAGAAAGAUUGUUGUAUAGAUUGCAUAAAUCGAUGUUAUGAAACAGUCAAUGAAUCACACAGUUUAUCACCA